CUUUUGUUGAUCUCUAUGGCAUCGGGAGCUGCGUCCUCGCAGUGGGUGGAUGGGGGCUGUUUAGCCCCCCCCGCUCCCGGCUCUCAACGGGCGACUUGAUAGCAGGGUCGUGUGAAGAUGCCCCUGGGUGAAUACACCUUCGUGCGGGCCGUGGGGAAGGGCAGCUAUGGGGAAGUGAGUCUGGUGCGGCACCGGCAUGACGGCAAACAGUAUGUUAUCAAAAGGCUGAACCUUAAACACGCCUCAAGCCGUGAGAGAAAAGCAGCAGAGCAGGAGGCCCAGCUAUUGUCACAAUUGAAGCAUCCUAACAUAGUCACCUACAGAGAGUCCUGGGAAGGUGAUGAUGGCUUGCUAUACAUUGUCAUGGGCUUCUGCGAAGGAGGGGACCUAUAUCAUAAACUAAAAGAGCAGAAAGGACAACUUCUGCCCGAGACUCAAGUGGUGGAGUGGCUUGUUCAGAUUGCUAUGGCACUGCAGUAUUUGCAUGAGAAGCAUAUUCUGCAUCGAGAUCUCAAAACUCAAAAUGUAUUCCUGACCCGUUCUAAUAUUAUCAAAGUAGGGGAUCUCGGAAUAGCCAGAGUGUUGGAAAAUCAACAUGAUAUGGCUAGUACUCUGAUUGGUACCCCUUACUAUAUGAGCCCUGAGUUGUUCUCUAACAAGCCUUACAAUUACAAGUCUGAUGUUUGGGCUUUGGGAUGCUGUGCAUAUGAAAUGGCCACGUUGAAGCAUGCUUUCAAUGCUAAAGACAUGAAUUCCUUGGUUUAUCGAAUUAUUGAAGGAAAGCUGCCACCCAUGCCAAAAGAGUAUAGUAUUCAGUUGAAAGAACUGAUAAGAACAAUGCUUAGUAAAAAGCCAGAGGAGAGACCCAGUGUAAGGAGCAUAUUGAGGCAACCAUAUAUCAAGCAACAAAUCUCUCUGUUUUUGGAAGCUACAAAGGCGAAAACAUGUAAAAAUCAUAAGAAAAUAUCUGAACCCAAACCUCAGGGAUCUUCAGAGAAAGCUGAAUUAAAGAAUGAAAAUACAAUACCUCAGAAGCUUCCUAAUGAACUUUCAAAGAAGUCCAACGGGAAGGAAGAUAAAUGUCUAAUCAACAAUAAAACAUUUGAAGUUUUUUCUUCAAAUAAACUAGCACCUGAACCUGAAAAAAGUGCAAGCGAAAACGGUUUGAACAGCUUAGAUGUCUCUUUGGCAACCAUGAGCAAAGUUGAUAUAGUUAUUGUUCCACUGGAAAAGAGAGACUCUACAACCGAACAGUUAGCAGAAGAUGAAGAAUAUGGAAAUGUACAUAUUCUCAAUGAAGCAGAAUCUGAAAGAGCAAGAAACGGCCCAGGAUUCAAGGAAGAAAGUUUACUGAAAAUGACAAAGCCUUGCCUGAAAACUGGAAAUGUAGAUACUAAGGAGAUAGAUUAUGGUGAUGAUACUACAAAAGUUUUGCAAUCCACUUCAAAGAUUCCACAUGCAAGCAAUAAAAGUCUGGACUCUACUGAGAAACUGCCAGUACCAAUUGUUCCUGUAGAAAUUUUGAAUGAAGCCUCCUGUGGAAACUCAGAAGAAGCUAAAGAUACCAUUCCACCCAUAAGCACUCCUUGUGUUCGGCCUCAAGGGUCUGUUCAUGAGCCUUCGUUGUCACGACAGCGACGACAGAAGAAGCAGGAGCAGUCUGAGAUCUGCUUGGACAAGAUUUCAGCAUUUGGUGCUCAACAACAGCCCCCUUUUCCUGAUGUGAAUGUAAAGACAAAAGAGGUUAACACGGACCAGCAGCAUGCUGCAAAAGUUCUGAAAAAGUCAAAAAGCAUUGAAGUAAACAAUCCCAAGGAUCGGCCGUUAUCAGCUCGAGAAAGGAGGAGAUUAAAGCAAUCCCAAGAAGACCUGCUUCCUUCUGGGCCUUCUGUAAGACAAGCAUCUUAUAAUGCAUCAACAGAAACAAAACUUUCAAGGGAAGACAGUUGUAUUAAGAUUGCUCAGUUUAUCUCAGAAACCAGCACUGAUAAGAAGAAAAGCUUAUCUGGUUGCUAUACUGAGGAUGAACUGAGCUCUUCUACAAGCUCCACAGAAAAGUCAGAUGGAGACUAUAAAGAAAGAAAAAGUAAUGAGAUGAAUGACUUGGUGCAGCUGAUGACACAAACGCUAAAAAUGGAUAAUAUCGAAAAUUAUUCACAAUUUACGAUGCCAGCACCUGAAUCACAAUUCAGGCUAAAUAGGAAAUACAGGGACACACUGCUCCUACAUGGGAAAGCAGCUGAAGAACCAGAUGAAUCUCAGCUUCGAGAGCUUCCUUCAGAUGUCCUGCCUGGUCCUCAGAAUAUUAGGAGAUUGGUUGAGAUUUUAAGAGCAGAUGUAGUUCAAGGAAUUGGAGUAAAGCUGCUAGAAAAGGUGUACGAUGUCAUGGAGGAAGAUGAUGAACAGAAAAGAGAGCUAUGUUUGCGGAAGCUCAUGGGAGAAAAGUACACAUCUUAUAGCAUGAAGGCCCGUCAUUUAAAGUUCUUAGAAGAAAAUGUGAAGCUUUGACAAAUACCUCACUUGAACUGUUCCUUCCUGGAAGAAAGACACUCAGUUUGUAACUGGAUUGAUUUUUAAAAUUUUCUUUGAUACAAUGACUUAGAAGAUAAACCUAUUCCUGUACUGUUUCUUGUUAUCUAUUGUAGAAUGUAUUUAGCUUAUCAACAGCAAUACAUGCUUAAAGGUAAGUUUGGGUAAGUGGGAUUUUUUAAUACAAGCUACAAGCAGCACUUUCUCGUAAUUCUGUCUUUUUUAACAUCUUAAAUUAUUUUUUGUUUCAGUGUCAACAAUUAUUUAUAAGUUGCAAUCCUGCAUACAGUCAAAUCCAUAAUGCUACUCUGCUGAGAUCUGCUAUUUGUUAUAUCUCUGAUUUUAGCCCAAGAAUAGAAUUUUCACUAAAAAAAAUAGGAUAGUUUCCAAUUAACAGUUGUGGUAUAAUGAAAUAGCACUAACCAGAUGUAUUCAGAAAAAGAAUAUAGAUGUGUUGCAUUGAUAUAUGUAUAUGUGUAUGUGUAUGUGUGUGUGUGUGUGUGUGUGUGUGUAUAUAUAUAUAGAUGAAUAUAGAUACAGAAAAAAUAUAGAUAUGUGUCAACAUAUCUGAGAACCAAUAUUGUGUAUGUCAAUAUUUGAUACAUAGAUUAAUACACCAUUAUUUUUUUUAAAAAGUUAAAAAUCCUGUAAGGCUUCUUAUGUACCCUUCUAACAAAUACACACAUACACAUAUUUUAUAUGUGAGACACACCCUUUGCAACCGUUACCACUGCUUGGAAUAACAGGACUGGGAAAAAUAAUAUAAAUUGAGUUCCUAGAGUAUAUUGCUUGAAACAUAGCACUAUUUUAAUAAACUUUGGGUUGUGAUGGGAUGUGUUUAAUUAGAUCAUUUCAGAUUUUAAGCUUCAUAGAAAUCAGGUAGAAUGAAUUGUUUUAGAAGGCUUUGAAGUCAUAGAAGAAAUAGUAGAAGUUCCUUCUAUUAAA
Candoia aspera is the source of this 3474-nucleotide messenger RNA. It is a transcript of the gene NEK4, whose product is annotated as NIMA related kinase 4. NCBI's taxonomy places the organism in Eukaryota, Metazoa, Chordata, Lepidosauria, Squamata, Candoiidae. Gene Ontology annotation, biological process: protein phosphorylation. The transcript is spliced from 16 exons. The record is from RefSeq and is a predicted model, not a curated record. Gene Ontology annotation, molecular function: ATP binding; protein kinase activity. The coding region runs from base 118 to 2508 and encodes 796 amino acids.